Messenger RNA from Notolabrus celidotus (New Zealand spotty), 9021 nucleotides. RefSeq names its product ligand dependent nuclear receptor corepressor-like (gene lcorl). Bases 79 to 6120 code for a protein of 2013 amino acids. Gene Ontology annotation, molecular function: DNA binding. The record is from RefSeq and is a predicted model, not a curated record. Lineage: Eukaryota; Metazoa; Chordata; Actinopteri; Labriformes; Labridae. The transcript has 8 exons. Gene Ontology annotation, cellular component: nucleus. Gene Ontology annotation, biological process: regulation of transcription by RNA polymerase II.
GGGUUGGGAAAGAAGACGCUCAAAGCCAGUUUGCUAUCGUCAAGUGAAAACAGAGGGAGAGAGAGGGGGGAAGGAAGAAUGGCGGCCGUGCAGUGCUCCAAAUGCUCUGCAGAAAGGAAAGGGUUUCGGCGGGAACUUGAUUCUUGGCGACACACACUCAUACACUGCGUUGGGUUUGAGAGCAUUCUGGAGGGAUUCUAUGGGCCAAUGCUGCUGAGAGAUCUUAACUUAUUCGAUGACUGUGAACCUGAAGAGGUGGACGACUGGUCGUCAGAUGCUAACUGUUCCCAGUGUCCCUUCUGCAACCUCCCCCUGGACAAAAGUGAUCAAGUACCCGCUGCCAUGUCGCCCCUCUCUUCCCCCUCUGACUACUCUCCCUGUCAGGCUUCAACCAUCUAUGAGAGCAACCAAUCAGCCUACAGAUUCCUACAAGCUGUCUUUCACAAGAAAGAUGUGUCCAUUGGCUGUGAUUCCAAGAUCCCUGCGGUUGCCCAGGAGCUGAUGAAGAAGAUGAUUCAUCAGUUUGCCAAGGAGUACGCAUCCAAGUGCCUGCUCCAUACCAGUACACAUGGUGUUACAACAAGGACCUCAUCACCUUUUUCAGAAACAUCAGAUGCCCCUCUGGACCUCACAGUGAGCCGAACCCAGGAGGAGAAAGAGAGUGAAAGUGAUCCAGAUGGUGUGCUCGACCUCUCUAAAGGGAACUCAGCCUGCUCAGUGUCUUCAUCGUCCAAUCACAAAGCCUCAGGCUCCCUGUUGCCAUCACUUUCAGAAGAAAUGGGGGAUAAGAGACAGCGAGGGACUAAGUGUCUUCAGAGCUCUGUAUUGGAUGCUGUUCUCAGAUUACUCUGCCCAUCACACAGUUCCUUAAUCUACCAGAUCCUGAAGCUGGCACACCAGGAAAACUUGCUGUCAUUUCUCAAUCACAGACCUGUGGGUCAAAUUCAGUCUAUCUGCUGUCACUGUGGCGUAAACCCAUAUAGUAAUGUUAACCAUAAUGCAGUCCCAUCAAGUGAAUGUAAAGCCCAUAACAGCAGCCUUUACUACCCUUCAGUCGAUUGUGAACAUCAAGGUCUUGGAGGCACAACGUGUCAUUCAGGAAACCCCAAGUCUAAUUGUAGCAUUAGUCUCAACACUACAACAAGCUGUAAACGUGAAGACCCUCUAUGCCCAAGCUGUGGCUGUGUGCAGAGCUGCAAGAUGGAAACGUAUACUGUUCUUGGCCCCAAGAGGCUGCACUGCACUUCCUGUAACAGCCUGGCUCUAGGUCAUAUGAACAACAAAGUGGGUUCAUUUGCAUCCUCUCCCUCUUUGUCGAAAUCUCCUUUGCUGUGCACUGCUGCAGCUAGUUUAUGCCCUUCCUCAUCGAUCUGCUGUAAUGAACACAACCCUCACUCAUGUCCCAGUAUUUCACACCAUGCCUGUCCAAUGCAGGUCAGGAAUACAAUAGAAAGAGGAGUAGGAGAUGGUGAUCCUCCGUGCCCUGUGCUUAAGAGAGAGCAGAGUCCCUCUCCACCCCCUUUGUCUCCUAUCCUUUCAGACAUCAAUAAGAAGACUGAGGAAAAGCCACCCUCUCUCCUUCACCACAAACAAGAAGAGGAAGCUGACCUGAUGCUUAAAGAUGAUACGGUGAAUGCAAACUACCUUGGAGCACGCAUUGACACGACAACAGAAGAGGACCAAGAGUGCCAGUCCCCAAGGACUAGUCUUGAUGAGCACACUCCAAGCGGGACUUUACUGCAGGAUGUUGUGAAUCGCUUCAGUGAGAAACUAGAGACAAUCAAACCUCUAGAAAAAGACCGACCUCUGGUUCCCACUGCUGUUAAUGUCUCUGAAAAGGACUGGUCACAGUCCCCUUCAUCCAGUCAGAACUUGCAGUUUCAUGCUGAUGCUCACCUGACUGAGAUCAUUACAACAGUUCUUCACACAGGUAGUGCUAGUGACUACAAUCUCAGUGAGCUAUUCCACCGCCAUGAAAGCAAAGAGCCAAAGUCACCGAACACCAGAUCCCGUCGUCGCCAAGAAGUCCUCGCUGCCAUGGCUACACCAACUUACGAUGCUUCAACUAGAAGGCAGACAUUACAAAUGAAACGAGACCUUGCCAUGUUUGACCAGUCCUACAGCAAGAAAAAGGUGCCACUAGCAAAGAGGUCAAAAUUUAAAGAUGAAAAUGUUGCUGUUACUAAAUUACAUACUUCAGAUUUGAAGCAUGCUAAAGAGGAGUCUAAAAGAGACAUCGAAAAAAUGAAACCCGUUGAGGAUGAUGGAGUUAGGGAGAAACUGCUGAACUUGAUCCCAACAGAUAUUGACAGAGACAAAGUGAAAGAAGAGAUUCAGUCAGUAAUAGUGACAGAAGAAGUUCAGAUCUUCAAAGCUGAGGAGAAAUUAGAGGAAAUAUCUGCCGAGGAAAAAGAUCUAACCUCUUGCACUCAAAUACUCACGCCUGAGCUGCAGAGCAAGUGUCACGAACAAGGCACAGAGAGCGAAGCUGUACAAACACAGGUGAUGCCAGUGAGUUCAGCCUAUGUAAAACAGAUUGGUAGGCCUCGUAAAAAGGUUCGUACAACUAUCAAUGCUGGAGGAGAAAGGAAUCGCAAAGAAGCUCCAUCAGAUCCAAAUUCUGACAGUGACAAUAGACGAGGUAAAGAUUGCUUUGGUCCUAUUGGAGAGACACAGAUAUGUCAAUCACACCACACCAAGGAUUCAAGAAGGUCCAAAAGAAAUAUAGUCCCUCCGCAUCGGUUCUCCUCCUAUGUCACUGAGCCCAGGAAAAUGUUCUUUGUUGCAUGUUUCUCUGAAAGCAUCUUUAACCUGAAAAGAAAGGAUGACGUUUUGACCGGUGACCAGGAUCCCUUACCUGGAGAGCAAGAUGCUGUGGACACCUUGUUAGAAUCAAGAUAUGAAUCAAUAAAGGAAGCUCCUCAGUAUUCACUUGAUCACACAUGUAGGCAAUCUGUAAUCUCUCAUAAGGAGUCAAAUUGUAUUUCAACAAACUUGAUCUUUCCACAAACUACUGAUGAAAAGGACUGUCCUACAAAACACUGCUCAAAUAAUGAGACAGACGGCAAAGACACUGCUGCCAAACCCUUUGGAAGGCUAAGAUCAUCUGUAAAAAGGCAACAGAACUCUGAGACGGUUUCAAGAACUUCUGAAGAGGUCAUCAGUACACCUGCUGUGUGUGUUGAGAGCCCUGAUAAUUCUCAAGUCCAUUAUACAAGCCCAAUAAAGCUCAUGUUCGUAUCACCAGUGAAUGAUGAGGAAGGGAUCAGAUAUAGUCUGAAAUCAGCCAUUUCCAGUUCUAGUGGACAAGCAGAGGACCACUUUGACCCAUGUGAAGAGUCGUCAUGGUCAGGGGUACCUCAGAAACACAAGAAACAGAACAUUGAGUCUGGUACUUCCAGAGGAAAAUCUAUUUCUUCACCACACAAGUCUACUACCUCACCUGCAAUAUCUGCUACUUCACCAUCCAAGUCGGCCACUUCCCCAUGCAAGGCAACCUCUUCACCCAGCAAGGCAACCUCUCCACCAAGCAAGUCAACCUCACCAAGCAAGUCAACCUCACCAAGCAAGUCAACCUCUCCACCAAGCAAGUCAACCUCUCCACCAAGCAAGUCAACCUCACCAAGCAAGUCAACCUCUUCACCAAGCAAGUCAACCCCUUCACCACGCAAGUCAACCCCUUCACCAGCCAAGGCUGCCUCCUCACCCAGAUCAACUUCAUCACCUAAAAUAAGUUUAAGAAGAUCAGGUGAUGGGACUCCAACUAAGCGUGUAGCCAGUCCAGAGAGCCAAAGAUCCCCAGGUGACAUACUAUCUUACCACGAAACCACACCUCCAAAAAGGCGUCCAGGUAGGCCAAAGAAGCUGGGACCACAGCUGGAGCAAAAAGUGAAGAGGCCAAUUGGCCGGCCACGCAAACAGAGGACUGUGAAUUCAGACAUGUGCACUAAAACAGAAAAUGGAACAUCUAUUUUAUCACCUGAAAUUGAAGAGAAUGCCAACAAGAAUCUUAAAAUAACAGUAGUUUAUGGCAGGUCAAGGAGAAACAAGAGAACAGUGUCUGAGGGCUAUGACCAGCUGCAAACAGAAUUACAUGAUGCUUGGAAAGCAGUAGGUCUCAGAAGUGACUUGAGCAUUUUAAUGCAAAACUGUAAGACCAGCUCAGAUAAUGUCAAAACAGCCUCAACAGAAUUGCCAGAGGAACUCAAUUUUGUGAGCCCUGCAAAACCGUGUUUGUCUCAAUCCAGUAGCAAAGUCAAAUGUCAGAAGCGGGAGGAUUCUGUGACUUCAAGGAAACCUGGCCGACCGGCAAAGGUUAAAAUCUCUGGAAUCUCAGUCACAGUAACUACAGUAUCACCUCGGCAACGUAAAAUUCAGAUAAAUAAGGAUACACGGCUGUCUCCCAAAACAUUCAUUUAUAAGAAAGCACUUCAGCCAGAUAUGAAAUGUGCCAAAGAGCCCUGGACAAUCAACCGCCAAUCGACAAGCAAAGGCAGUCACACUGAGGAAGGUGAAGAUACAAAGGAUGAUAGUAAAGUCAAACUGCAAAAUCAUACAGUAGCAGUGCGCCAGUCAAUGAGAGUGAGAAAGCCUUCAAUCCACUUCUUGCAUGCAGUAGCCACUUCCAGUUCAAGAUCAUACAGCCACAGUAAUGCUCUGCUACGGCGCUCUAAGCAAUUUCUGCUGAACAAGGUUAGCAAUGAACGGAGGCAGGGUGAGCAACAAAACAGUACUCAAUCUUCAGGGGGGAAAAGACAGCUCUUUGGACAGGAAAGGAAUAACACCUCUGAAGACAUGAGCAGAGUGGCAGCGCUGUCUGUGGACUCUAUCUUUGCCCAAAAAGAGACACUAAAGUGGUGGGUAGCAUCCGCUGAGGAAAAUAAUACAAAUCAGGAGCUUGCCAGGCGGAUACGACUCAUCUCUGAUACCUGGGUGUCAGACGAGAAGAAAGAAAAGGAAAUUGCAUUUAAUUCAAAAAUAGGCACAAAGAGCAGUUUGCUCACCAAAAAGUCAAAACACUCCUCUGUGGUUCGAUCGCUGUUUGACUGUCCUCCCGACAAACCAAGGUCCUGUAGUAUGCAGCAGCUCUGCUCCUGGUUUAUGCAGACCACAGAGACACAGUCCCUGGCUAUUGUUAAGAAUGCAAGUUCCCGCAAUGCAUAUGAACUUAUGCACUUCCCUCGUUCUGCCAGUACAAAAAGUGUUUGCUACAGUCCUCAGGCAGAGCGACUCCGCAAACACAUCAAGAAAUUUGCCAAAAUCCUGCCAAAAAGUCCUGAGCAACACCAACAGGCUCAAAGAAGGUUGGGGAUGAGGACUGAAACACCUCAGUCAACACAUAACAUAAGGCGUCAGCUUUUCAGUCUGAAGCUGGCAAAAGGCAGGCUCAAUCGAGGAGCCCAAUGGAAGAAAAGUCAAGCAUUUGGCAAAUAUCAGGUCACCCUUUCUAGAGCAAGGAUAAAGUUCUUAUCCCAGAAAAAUAGAGACGGGUGGCGACAGAGGCAGAAUAAGAAAAAUCUGAAACGGGCUACCAUUGGUCAAAAUGAAGCAGUGGUGUCUGGAAUACAACCACAACGUUAUGCAUUACGCAGAUCAGCAAAAACGCAAUCGUCUGAUGGUUUGGAGAACAGUUCUGCCACAAGUUCUGCCGAACAAACACGGGAGCCGGUUGAUGUAAGCAAGGGGCAGGAGAACCUAUGCUCCAAAGCUUGGAGUCCUGAGACACUGAAGGAAUGUAGGGUGUUUCUGAGGAAGAUCAACUCUCCGGACAGUGAAUCACCUGAGGAAGAGUGGGACUCCUGUACUGUGACACUGGAUGACGGGUCCCCCUCAGCAUACCACUUUGCAAGAAGGGAGAGAGAACUGGUUGAAGUUGUCAAAGCUGUGAAAACUGAAAGAAAACGAAGCUCGAGUAGGAAUGCCUCCAGAGAGCUUGCAGGUUCUGCACCUAAACUAGUCCAGGAGCAGAAUGAGAUGAAACCUGGGAGACAGAAUGGCAAAUACAAAAGUCCCGGGGUUCCUUCUACCGAACAACCUCCACCACCAGCGAAAAUGUUGAGACAAUCGCGAAUGAGGGGCCUAAGUGGGCCCAGAUGGUGCGACUUUGUGUUUGAAACCUAACUGAAUCAUGAGGCAGCGUCCUACCUGGGAAAAGGGACUGUGUUUUAACGUGGUGCCUUUGGACAUUAAGCUGACCACCUGUACUGACCAUCCCAAUAUGGUUUGGUCUUACACUCAGCAAUUAUGUAGCAGUCUAACUUAAAAGCUUGAUGUUGCACUAUUUUUACCCUUGGAUAAGUAUGUACAGAAUGUGUCAUUUAAUUUUCUAUUGUCAUCUUGCCUUGAUCAUUUAUAAUGAUCAAAUCUAGAAGAUCAAAUCUUAAGGCAAACCGUUUUCAAGAAGUACUUGAACAUUUAGCCCUUUCAUAAUGGGUGGGAAGAAACAGCUUUGAUUUUAUAAAGAUGGUGUCAUCUCCCCUCACAGAUACCUCAUCAUCAAGGCCACAGCAAUGACUUCUUUCUACAAAUCUUAAAGGGAUAGUUCUGUUUUUUUGAAUUGGGGUUAUAUGAAGUUCUUGUCAAUAGUACCUGUAAUAGCCACAGGGGAUGCUGGUCGGCUCAGACCCUUUGUGAUGAAAGCAGGGGAACCGAAAUGGGUGCUGCAUAUGGGGUCACCCCGACCAUGUUAUUUAGCUCAUUUAAAAAAACUCCAACCAAAGCACUUUUCUUGGUGUAAGUGUAUGCUCUAUUUGGAAAUGUUCCUGCACUUUGCUGUAAGACAGCUUUGUUUUUGCACUACUUUGAGCAUAUAUGCAUUAUUCCCCUUAGAUUUACAGUGACAAUGAAAUGCUGUUUGCAGUGGAAACACAUGGCACACCUUUUUCAAUCAAACGAGAUCAACAGCUCACAAACAGUUGCAGUCUGCAUUUCUUACCAACCAGAGUAUGCUGAUGUACAGAAUGCAGCUGUGCUUUUACAGAUUUUCUUCAAUAUUUAGAAGCUUAAUCUGCAAACCAGAUAAGCCAAUUUGAGGUCUUCAAAGUAAGUGUUAUACUCUCACUGAUUUUUAUUGCAUAAUGACACUUGGUCGUAACAAUAUGUUCUCCUUCUCAAGAUGCAAUGUAGGCUGUUGGAGGGGAAGAAUGAGCCGAAGUGAAAAAAAAAAAAAAGCCAUUACUAUGUCUGCUGGAUAAUCCUAAGUGUUUGUAGCUACAGAUAAUGUCAAAUCUAAAGCAUCUCUGCACUCGUAUACCAAUUAUUAAACAGAUCAGUGUAGUGAAGUUGGAAGAACACACUUGAGAGCCAUGCAAAUAAUGAAGGGGCUUUCUGGCAGCAAAGUAAAGUAUUGGAAAAUUCUGAAAUACACUGUACACUAACAGAAUGAUGUUUUGUGUGGCGUUUGUUACAAUUAGCUAAAACAUGGUAGAGCUAACCCUACCAGCAGCAUUUGAUUGCCUGAUUGGUUGUUUGCCUGCCAUCCACUUCUCCUGUUUUGUCAACAGAGUCCGUGCUGACCAGCAUCCCCUGUGGCUAUGACACUUAAUAUUGGCAAGUACCUCAUAUAACCCCACUUCACUGAACAAAACCAUUUCUUUAAAUUGAAACUUAUUUUUUAAUGUAAUAAAGUCAACACCCCCCCCCCCCCAGAAAAAGCUCUUAAAUCCUUUAUAAAUCAGUUUUUUUAAUUUAAAUCCCAUAUUACAUUGGCACUGUUGGAGAUUAAAAUGUUAUUUUUAAUAGUUUGCAUUUUAGAUUUCACAAACGUAUUGAAUUUGUCAUUCUUUACUGGAGCCUUUUCUGUGUUUUACUUUGAUAUUUCAGUUUUAUUUUGAAAUUCAGUCGCCAAAAACCAUGGUUUCAAUGAAGGAUCUUUCUUUUUCUUUUUUUUACCACCCCUUAUUUAUCUUGGUUUCUAUUGCUCCAUGGGCCCUACUAUAAAUAGUUUAGUGAAUUAGAGUUCUCACUGUUAUUUCAUUUAGUAUUUUACAAACAAUAAUGCCAACUCUUAGCACCUACCUUAACUGCAAUGAGAGCAAACACACAUCAUCUAAAAUAUGACUAAGUCAGCUCACAAAAUGCAGAGGUAUUAGUGAAGUGAGGAAAUACAUAGCAGUUGUAGAGAGAAGAUUGUAAUUGUUUGGUUUAUUUUCCAGAACUCACCAUUUUGAUUAUUCCUUUUUACCCAAAGCAUUCACUUUAUGUUGGAGCCCGUUCUUGCACUAUUCCAGCAGAGAUUAUUAAUCCCACUUUACAGAUUCCUCCCUCAUAUUUUGCACAUCCCAUGUCCCACUACCAGACCCUACUGUAAAAAUAGAGAAUAUAUUUGGUGCAAUACAAACCCAGAUGUUUUAUUUGUAUGUAGUAUUUUAUUGCUCACAGACAAAUGGAUGUACCCUACCUUUGGCCUGGGAUGUUAGUUCAUUUUUUUUUCUCCAUAGCCAUGUGAUCUUAAGAAAUAUCACUUUACAUUGUAUUUUACUCCACUUGCUGUUCUCCCCAGUGAAGCCUCUUAACUAUUAUAAAAGCAUUAGUGUUUAUCAUAAAUGUUCUAGCAUUAAUAACAGUUUAAAUGCAGGUGGAAAUGUUUCCUUUAAUUUUUUUUAUUGUAUUUUUUUGAAGUUGCAGCAAAGGAUGCCUACCUCCAUAAAGGUUCAGCUAGUCCUGCUGCUUUUUAUCAACCAUGUGAUGGACAAGGCACAACAGAAAAUUGAUAUACUAAUCCUGGAUCAAUAUCUGACUUGCCCUGUAAAGCUCCAAGAUGUCUGACUGUAGGCCAAACCUUAAACUUGUAUUGAGUAUUGUGUGUCUGAGUCCUGUUGUAUGUUCAUCACUAUGGUUGUCAUUUCAACACAAUUGAGGUGAGGUGGCUCAGUGUGAUUACUUGUCAGCUAUCUGUUGAAGAAUCUGGUGCUAAACAUCUGUUGUAAAUUUUCUUCAUCACGUGUUUUUAUACUGUCCAUUACAGAUGCAGCGAAUAGGUGUCUGUGAUUGGAACAAUAAAGAGAUUUUGAAUAACCAAAA